AUGGCCUCAACUAUCAGCCAGAUCCUCCCUCUCCUCAUCUUCUUCGCCAUCAUCGGCGCUGGAGGCUGGGUGGGUUACCAGAUCUACCUCAGUGCGGCCAAGAUCCAGGAGACCGCCUCCGAGCGCAUCGCCAAGAAGAACGUCGUCUUCACCAAGGACGGCAUGCGCGUCGGCGUCAAGCAGAUGAAGAACGAGAACUACGUCGACGCUACGCAGAGUUGGGUUGUCAAGGCCUGGAAUCUCGGCACCGCAACUGAUGACGACAAGCAGAAAGACAGCAAGAAGCGCAAGUGA
Molecule: messenger RNA, 294 nt
Organism: Ilyonectria robusta
Lineage: Eukaryota; Fungi; Ascomycota; Sordariomycetes; Hypocreales; Nectriaceae
Exons: 3
Coding region: 1-294 (97 amino acids)
Source: RefSeq, a predicted model, not a curated record